This is a messenger RNA of Amphimedon queenslandica, 883 nucleotides long. RefSeq lists its product as uncharacterized. The transcript has 2 exons. NCBI's taxonomy places the organism in Eukaryota, Metazoa, Porifera, Demospongiae, Haplosclerida, Niphatidae. Bases 19 to 870 code for a protein of 283 amino acids. The record is from RefSeq and is a predicted model, not a curated record.
AAACAACGUGCACAAGUAAUGAUCAGACACCUAUCAACAAACCUGAUUUAUUCAGUAUCAUAUCGGAAUCUCUCCAAGACCUUGGAUUUAAUAUUCCAUCAGCAGAGGCCCAUUUCGCAAAAGAAACAGCACAAAAAAAUAAAAAUUUAUCUGUUAGAUCCUCAAAAAGAAUCAUUAAAGCCGUACGAAUCAUUUCUCAUACAGAUGUUUGAUCUGUGGACCUCCAUACAACCAGAAACGUCACCAAUCAGAGAACAGAUAUGGAGGAGGUUCAGUGCGUUCGCUUCAUCAAAUGAUUAUAUUACCUUUUGGAAAGGUUUCUACAGUAUGAUAGGAAUAGCUGGUUCACCAGUACUUUCUUUCUACAUUACCUACACCCUUUUCAUUCGCUACUGGAGUAGCAAGUAUCCUGCAAACGAGCUUCAGCACGACACAUCAGAAGUAUCUCAUCUGACAUAUAAAGAACAAAAUGCACUAUGGUACAUAGCAGGGUACAUUUUUAAAAAAGUAAGAAAGGAAGUAAAAGGAAAGGAAGGAAUUAUUGAUUAUUUUAUUGAAGAAGGCACAGAUACUGACCAUAGUGAAGAAACUGAAGAUGAUUGCAAUGCACAGAACUGGUUAAAUAUUACUGACAGGGGAGGUUUAACAAAAUGUACCAAUGAUUUUUAUACUUUUCUUCAAGCCGUAGAACCAAAAUUGAAGUGUCUACUUGAGAAGUCACUCAACUCCACUCUUGGCCAUCCAAGAACAAUCAUUCAAACAUUACAGGAGAAAGUAUCGAUAAUAGAUAGCUGGAACAUCCUAGUCACACCUCUACCUGACUCCUCAUCCGCUAACAGCAUCAACACAAAAUAUUACAACUUUACAUAACAGUGAGAAGCUU